GCGAAUAUGAUGGAAAAUUCAUUGCUGAGAUCCAUUUUCAUUUUCCUAUUAUGCGUUGUACUCGCCACAAUAUUUUUUUUCAACAUUGGAUACAAGAAUGAAACGGACGCGUCUACGGAGAGAAUUGUCACAGAGCAAGUUUUCCAUCCCCAAGACUAUCUCGGUGUAGACAAAAUUAAUAUAUCAAAUGAUGAAAUUGCAAAAAAGCUGUUUGAUUCGCAUCCAAACCUCGUGCCAUCUCGCUUAACGGAGUACGGUCCUCGACAAAACGAUUCCUGUGCCCUGUACGUGAACAUGUUGGAUGCCAAUCACAACAACAUUUACUGGCAGGAGCAGCGAGCUGCCAAUGACACUUAUUAUUUAUUCGGCGCUUACCUCGAUAACCGCACGACCCUGAACGCCGAUCCGGCCGUUCGAAUCAUCGCGAUGCUGGACAAGCGCAACCGGACGCAAAACCUUACGUGCCAAUUUUGGUACCAAAAAGAACGAAUGCCGAUUGUUUCAGCCGUGUCAGAGUACCGACAGUUGUGGGCAAAUGCUUCAAACUCGAGCGACAGUGAUUUGCAUCCGUUUUUACUGAGCUGCGUGGUGCCGAAAUUGAAUAACUCCGUGGUGCCAGAGUCGGUCUCCUUGGUGGGCGCACCCUGUCAAAACGCGACCAACAACCUCAGGGUCGUUUACAACGGUGCACCGAACGGUACAAAGAAGGGCUUUGCCGUGUGCGUCACGGCUCUUGGGUUGUCUCUCAGGUCCUAUCUUCCCGUCCUGCCUAUCAGGUUGGUCGAGUGGAUCGAACUGAUUAAAAUCCUUGGUGCCGAGAAGAUCGUAUUUCACGAAAUGAAGACGCAUCCAAAUUUGUCGUCGGUGUUGGAGCACUAUUCAAACGCAGGCGAGGUGGAAGUGUCUGGCUUGUCCCUUCCAGGCUACCUUACAAACGUCCCGGACUUCAUUUUAUCCUACUUGAACACCAAACCACACAUUCGUACGUUCAUCGAGGACCUCGCGUACAAUGACUGUUAUUACAAAUACGUGCACCAGUUUGAAUUCCUUGUAGUGCUCGACAUCUUUGAGGUCAUCAUUCCAAAACUUGCGCCGGAUUGGCGAGCCCUACUCUCUGAACCUGUAAAGAAAUCCCCUGCUUCGUCCUUCACAGCAAAUCGCUCCGUGUUCGUGGACGACAAAGCCGAGUUGCAUGACUGGUCCGCUGAAGUCCCAAAAUAUUUGCACAUGUUGCAGCACGUCUAUCGAAACUUCGAGACAAACGUCACUGCGGAUAUGCCAAUUGAAAAUGCUGUAUUCCACAAAAGCACUUCUCCAUUUUUUUGUGUUAGACAAGGAAGUAAUUGCCGUUCUGAUUUCGUUGACGCCCAACUGCAUAAAUAUUGCGUUGGUAGGGAAGAGGAUGAGUGCAAGACGGAAAGGGGUGCUCAAUUGCAGAUUGACACGACUAUUCGGCGGUUUAAGGGUGAACUAAUUAAGGCAUCAAACAAGGCACUUAAAACUUUAGGACUUGUUAAAUUUACGUGAGGAGUACUUGUUUUAUUUAAUUUUUUGGAAGUGGGGGUAUGA
Molecule: messenger RNA, 1569 nt
Organism: Cloeon dipterum
Lineage: Eukaryota; Metazoa; Arthropoda; Insecta; Ephemeroptera; Baetidae
Exons: 5
Coding region: 7-1527 (506 amino acids)
Cellular component (GO): cytoplasm
Molecular function (GO): glycosyltransferase activity
Source: RefSeq, a predicted model, not a curated record